Molecule: messenger RNA, 1023 nt
Organism: Colletotrichum higginsianum IMI 349063
Lineage: Eukaryota; Fungi; Ascomycota; Sordariomycetes; Glomerellales; Glomerellaceae
Product: 4-hydroxybenzoate polyprenyl transferase
Exons: 1
Coding region: 1-1023 (340 amino acids)
Biological process (GO): ubiquinone biosynthetic process
Cellular component (GO): mitochondrial inner membrane
Molecular function (GO): 4-hydroxybenzoate polyprenyltransferase activity
Source: RefSeq, a predicted model, not a curated record
AUGGCACCUUCAUCAUCCAAAGCCACUGCAAAGGAAAGCCCCGAGAAGAAACCCCUGAUCGGAGAGGCGCCACCAUACAAACCCCCAACAAAGGGCUUCCUGUCCAUCCUGCCGGCGUCAUGGGUCCCCUACGCCGAGCUCACGCGCAUCCACCAGCCGCACGGCAUCUACAUGAUCUACUUCCCGCACCUCGUCGGCCUCGCCUACGCCGCCUCCGUCCAGCAGGCUGACCUGGCAAUGCCCCCCUCCGAGCUGGCCUACCGCGCCGCCGUCAUGCUCGGCUGGACCGUGUUCUGGCGGAGCGGCAUCUGCGUGUGGAACGACAACAUCGACCAGGACUUUGACCGCAAGACGGCGCGGUGCCGGAACCGGCCCAUCGCGCGCGGCGCCAUCUCGACGGCCCAGGGCCACGUCUUUGCCCUCGUCCUGAACCUCAUCGCCUUCGCCUGGCUGCGUCUGCUGCCUCGGGAGUGCACGCUGGUCGCGCUCGGCUCGACGGUGCUCGGCAUGAUCUACCCGUUCGGCAAGCGAUUCACCUACUACCCGCAGGUCAUCCUCGGCUCGACCCUCGGGUCGACCGUCGCCCUGUCCGCCUACUCCGUCGGCCUGCCGGCCGUCUCCCCGCCGUACCUCGGCACGACGGCGUGCCUCGCGGCCGCGGUCCUGCUGCUCGUCGUCUUCUACGACACCGUCUACGCCCGCCAGGACACCGCCGACGACCUCAAGUCGGGCGUCAAGGGCAUGGCGGUGCGCUUCAGGGACCACAUCGAGGGCCUCCUCGCCGUCCUCGCCGUCUCCAUCGCGGCGCUGCUGACCACCGCCGGCGUCCUGAUGGAGGCGCAGCAGUACUACUACGUGUUUUCCGUCGGCGGGCUCACCAUGGGCCUCAUCUCGCUGGUGGCCCUCACGCAUUGGGAUCUUCUGCCCAGCUGGGCCGGCUCCUCGGGUUGGUGCUACGCUCUCGCCAUCGCCAACCUCAUCGGCGGCAUGGCCUCGCAAUACGUUCUCAAAGGCGCUGCUUGA